Molecule: messenger RNA, 1648 nt
Organism: Leptonychotes weddellii (Weddell seal)
Lineage: Eukaryota; Metazoa; Chordata; Mammalia; Carnivora; Phocidae
Source: RefSeq, a predicted model, not a curated record
CGGCGCGAGCGACGGCUAGGGCUGAAGGGUUCAGGGCGCAGCUGCGAGGCCCGGCUCAAGUCUGCGGGUCUAGGGUCUGGAGUGCGAGCCGCCAGUGCGGGAGAGGGAGGGGCAGGGGGCGCCUUGGUACUGCACCUUUUUUUGCAUUCAGGAGAUUGCCUAGCUGCGCUUUGGAGAGGUUUGCGUUAGCUCCGAGGCUGUCUGGCAAGUGAGGAAACUGAGGCCGAGAAGUGGGAGGCGUUGCCAUCUGCUGGGCCACGCCACCUGCUGAGGGGAAGCCGGGGACCAAAGCCCCGGGGUCUGCGCUCCCAGGCCCGCUUGAAUCGGUGGGCGUGGGGAGCAAGGGACCUGCUCCCUUCCCUCCCGGCUGCAGGAGCCUCCUUGGGGGAGGAGCUCGGGACGCAGAAGAAGAGCCACGUUAGCCCCAGGAGCAGGGACACAAUCCUCUGGGAUAAGAGGCAGAGCCCAGGAGGAACCCCGUCAGCCAGGCGGGCAGAAAGCUCCGGGAGCAGCCUCAUGGAAGACAAGCAGAUCCUGUGCGUGGGGCUAGUGGUGCUGGACAUCAUCAAUGUAGUGGACAAGUACCCGGAGGAGGACACGGACAGCAGCCCACCCGGCCCACCUCCUGGAUUCUCGUGCCUCCCAGAUGAGCAAGCCCAAGUGGGGACCCAGUUCUUCCCAGGCAUUUCGGCCCCACCUCUCCUAGGCUCUCCAGGCUCCACAGGCAUCUGGGGACCCUCAGGAGCCACCACCUGGAAUUUGGCCAGACCCCUGAGUUACGGCCUUGCCUCCCAGAGUCCAGGCCAAGAAGAGCCUUCCAGAAAGCAUCCUCAUGCUCAGCAAAGCAUUUCUGCACAUGAAGUUGGGUAUCAGUGUGACUUUGAAGGAUUUCCACAAAGUAAAAUUGUAUACCCUUUCUUCGAAACCUCAUCCAAGCCGGGGCCUGACUACUUUCCAUUCACAACUACACAGUACAUGGCGGUGGUUUUGGAGUCAGGCCGCCUGGGUUCUGAUGGCAGCUUCGUCACUAACUAUUGGUGUGAUCCUGAGUCAGUCAAAUCCCACGAGGCUCCCCGUUCUAAUCUGCAUGAAAAUUUCUCUAAAGCUCAUAGCUCGAAAAAUGUUUGUCCCUUUACAAACUAGUAUCCUUCCUGAUGGAUCGUGAACCCUUUUCCUGAGACUGAAGGGAACUUCAGUGUUAAGUUUUGUGUGCCAAUAUACCUUAGCCUAAAAAUUCUGCUUCCUGUAUUUCUCUUAAUUAGUGGUUCUUAUUGUAAGCGGCCACAGUUAUUCUUUUUGGAACUGGAAGAAUAGAAAUGACAGCCUGCACUGUCUACCCCACGGUAUUGUGGGCGCACAAUGAGACAUCAUUAAAGUGCUUUGAUGCGCAUAAGUCACUGUUUUUGUUGUUGAUAACAACGAAGCCCUGCAGGUGCAUCUCCACUUGGUCUCCUCAGUGUACACCUUGAGUUAGAUUUUCAGUCAAGAUAGAGAAAAACUAAAGAAAAAAAAGGUAACCGUGUGAUGGGGUGGCGUGUUAACUAACCUUCCUGUAGUAAUCAUUUUGCAAUACGCCCGUUUCAAAGCAUGUUGUGUACCUUAAAUUUACAGAAUGUUAUAUGCCCAUUAUAUUUCAAUAAAGCUGAAA